CACCACCGCUUUCUGAUUCCGACUUACGACCGCUGACCACCUUCUACCCUUCACGGCAUCACCAACAAUCCCUCUCCCACAAUAUCAAGCCAUUCCUGGCGCGGCAAGUCUGACACGUGACGGAAAGCGACAGCAUGGCAUUGCUAUUCAUGCUCCUUGCUCUUUGCGCCCUAUCCUCUUCGCUCUUUGGGCGCCCUCACCCACACCCAAGGCCGGAACGAUUCGUGCCAAAGCAUGGUCCAUCAAUCUCUCACUCUCACACGGACCCUGGCAAUCCUGAGCCUGGCACGGGCGGCACAGUGUCCAACCCUCCCGGAAUUCACACGGGAGGUCAUCUCCAGACGAAAGGCGGUAUGGGGGGAUCGGAGGAGGCUGGAACAUUCAUGAGAGUCACUUCCAAGACUGGCUUGUACGGUCCUAAUGGCCACCACUUGAUCUCGAAACUAGAUCGAAUCAAGCUCCCUCCCCAGAUGGACAUUGACGAAUUCACCGUUUUCUGGAUGGACCGCUGCUUCCAGAUGACACCACAUGGAGGCGGACUUGUCUGGCCCAAUUUUUGCGGCGUGGGUAAGAAGACUCACAUCGCAAAUUUUGCAGACGUCUCAUGCGUCCGCUUUGGAGCCGAGAGACGAUCCUACACUCAAGAAUUCAUCGAAGACUAUAGCAAACGUCUGGGGUUCAGUAGACCAAGCGACGAAGAGGUGACGGAGUGUCUCACAGUCGGAGAAGAAUACACGUCGUAGAUUUCUCGGUAGGACCUCACAGAGCGAGAAAUACAUAGGAGGCCACAUGAGCAUGAAGCAGCACAAUAGCUCG
Molecule: messenger RNA, 816 nt
Organism: Ceraceosorus guamensis
Lineage: Eukaryota; Fungi; Basidiomycota; Exobasidiomycetes; Ceraceosorales; Ceraceosoraceae
Exons: 2
Coding region: 135-743 (202 amino acids)
Source: RefSeq, a predicted model, not a curated record